Molecule: messenger RNA, 4217 nt
Organism: Bufo gargarizans (Asiatic toad)
Lineage: Eukaryota; Metazoa; Chordata; Amphibia; Anura; Bufonidae
Product: gastrula zinc finger protein XlCGF57.1-like
Exons: 7
Coding region: 157-2529 (790 amino acids)
Biological process (GO): regulation of DNA-templated transcription
Source: RefSeq, a predicted model, not a curated record
GGGACGCCGAUAAUGAAGUAUACAGCGUGCAGGUACACUAGAGAGAUGCAGGUCCGAUGGAGGCUCCUACAGCAUGGAGGCAGGGUUCCUACAAUAUAGGAUCCGCUCAGCGUAUAUCUCCUAUAUAAGAUCAUUCUCCUGAUUGACCCAUCAAGGAUGGAUAGGGAUGGGGACAAGAUGACAGAGAGUAUAAUAAAUCUCACCCUAGAGAUCCUCCUCCGGCUUACUGGAGAGGAAUACAUAGUAAUGAAGAAGACCUCUAGUGAGCAUUGUCAGGCCCCGGUACCUGAAGGACGGGGAGGAAUCCUGAGCCCAAUAUCCAGGCCGACACCUCCCAUCCCGAUACAUGAGAAAGUCAACAGAGAGAAGAUCCUAGAGCUCACCAACAAGAUCAUUGAGCUUCUGACUGGAGAGGUUCCUAUAAGGUGUCAGGAUGUCGCCGUCUAUUUCUCCAUGGAGGAGUCUGAGUAUUUAGAAGAAUACAAAGAUCUGUACAAGAACGUCAUGAUAGAGGAUCACCAGCCACCAAUUAAAGAAGAGAAAACAACUCCCAGUCUUCUUCUUCUACAGGAUGAGAGAUGUCCCAGUCCUCUUCUUCUACAGGAUGGUUCAGAAGAACAUCAAAGCAUUCCAUAUGAUGAUCAGAUAGAUGGAAAUAAGCUUUUAAAUCUGGGUAAAGAUCUGACCAAUAUUAAGGCUGAAGAUACAUAUGUGAGGAGUGAUGAGCAGACCAUAGAGGACAUUCCCACAGAUAACCACCCAGAUGACUGUACCAGGAUCUCAGAGAAACAUGUGAUGUCAGAUUUUAGAACAGAUGAUUGUGGUGUCACAGAAGACACACAUGAAGAGCGUGCCAUUAUCUCAGACCUAUCCUCAGCCUUUCAGAACAAAGAUCUAUCAUCUGAUCCUCUGGAUGGAUUUCAAUCUUCUGAUUCAUCACAGACUGUUAUUCAAAAUAAAAGCCACAGAAGAAGUGUUCAACAUCAAAGAAGUCAUACAGGGGAGAAUGCUCUUUCAUGCUCAGUAUGUGGAAAAUGUUGUAAAUCUAAAUCAUAUCUUAUGAGACAUCAGAGAACCCACACAGGGGAGAAGCCAUUUUCAUGUUCAGAAUGUGAAAAACAUUUUAACCGUAAAUACCUUCUUGUUAAUCAUGAGAGAACUCACACAGGGGAGAAGCCAUUUUCAUGUUCAGAAUGUGGAAAACUUUUUAACUGUAAAUCAAAUCUUAUUGUACAUCAGAGGAAUCACACAGGGGAGAAACCAUUUUCAUGUUCAGAAUGUGAAAAACAUUUUAACCGUAAAUACCUUCUUGUUAUACAUGAGAGAACUCACACAGGGGAGAAGCCAUUUUCAUGUUCAGAAUGUGGAAAACAUUUUAACUCUAAGUCAAAUCUUAUUAUACAUCAGAGAAAUCACACAGGGGACAAACCAUUUUCAUGUUCAGAAUGUAAAAAACAUUUUAACUCUAAAUCAGAACUUAUUAUGCAUCAGAGAACUCACACAGGGGACAAGCCAUUUUCAUGUUCAGAAUGUGAAAAACAUUUUAACUCUAAAUCAGCUCUUAUUAGACAUCAGAGAACUCACACAGGGGAGAAGCCAUUUUCAUGUUCAGAAUGUGAAAAAUAUUUUAACCGUAAAUCACAUCUUAUCACACAUCAGAGAAUUCACACAGGGGAGAAGCCAUUCUCAUGUUCAGAAUGUGAAAAACAUUUUAACUCUGAAACAAAUCUUGUUAUGCAUAAGAGAAUUCACACAGGGGAGAAGCCAUUUUCAUGUUCAGAAUGUGGGCAAUGUUUUCAGCAGAAAUCACAACUUCUUAUACAUCAGAGAAAUCACACAGGGGCAAAGCCAUUUUCUUGUUUAGAAUGUGGGAAAUGUUUCACUGAUAAAUCAACUCUUGUUAAACAUCAGAAAAUUCACACAGGGGAGAAGCCAUUUUCUUGUUUAGAAUGUGGGAAAUGUUUUACUCUAAAUUCAACUCUUGUUAAACAUCAAAGAAGGCACACAGGGGAGAAGCCAUUUUCUUGUUUAGAAUGUGGGAAAUGUUUUAUUCGUAAAUCGAUUCUUGUUAUGCAUGAGAGAACUCACACAGGGGAGAAGCCAUGUUCUUGUUUAGAAUGUGGGAAAUCUUUCAUAAAUAGAUCAAAUCUAGUUGCACAUCAGAGAAUUCACACAGGGGAGAAGCCGUUUUCUUGUUUAGAAUGUGGGAAAUCUUUUAAACAGAAAUCAUAUCUUACUAUACAUCAAAGAAUUCACACAGAGGAGAAGCCAUUUUCUUGUUUAGAAUGUGGGAAAUCUUACACAUACAAAUCAUGUCUUGUUAUACAUGAGAGAAUUCACACAGGGGAGAAGCCAUUUUCUUGUUUAGAAUGUGGGAAAUCUUUCCAACAGAAAUCAUAUCUUACUAUACAUCAGAGAAUUCACACAGGAGAGAAGCCAUUUUCUUGUUUACAAUGUGGGAAAUCUUUCAUACAGAAAUCAUAUCUUGUUAAACAUCAGAGAAUUCACACUGGAAAGAAGCAAUUUUAAUGUUCAGAAUGUGGUAACUAGAUAUGAGAAAACUUUUAGAAAAAUUAAUUUCUGCAGCUUGGUCAUAGUUCAACAAGAAAUUUGAUUCGUUCCGAAUUAAUUUGUCACAAAUUACUAUUUUAAAACCCCAUUCAGCCUAUCAAUGAGACCAUUUUGAACGCCCCCUUAGACCUGAAGUGCACCCGUCUAACAGCCAUUAAAAUCGCCUCAUCCAUUUGCUCACACAGGGUCUCCUCUCUUGAUUGAAAAAGACCUGCUGAAGGACCUGUGCUUAGUGUGAUGACUUCACCACGUGAUCAUGCUGGGAGAGCAUGGUGACAUCAUCACAUUGAGUGCAGGUCCUUCGACUGGUCUUUUUUAGUUGAGAGGAGCGGACUGCCUCUGUGCGAGCAAGUGGAUUAGGAAAAAUGAUUCGUAAUCAUGAAGCCCAAGGAAAUUUUGGCUUCAUUUAAAAUAAAAUUUUUCCUAAAAUUCAGACUGAAUUCCACUUUGGAUGGUUCGCUUUGUUGAACACUAGUGAUAACCAUAAAGCAGAUCUUGUUAGACAUCGGAGAAUCCACACGGGGAGAAAUUAUUUUCACGUUCUACAAAGGGAUUUUGUCAACUUGCAUUACAAGUUGUAGUUUUUAUGGUGCCAUUUUGGGGUACACAUGACCUCCUAAUUAACUUAUUUUAACUCUUUCUGGGAGAAAGAUGGGGAAAAACAUAAAUACUGUUUAUACGUUAUAAAAUUAGCAGCUUUUAUUUUUAGGCACAAAUGACAUAAGUUUUACUACAUAUAGAAAUAUAAAGGACAACUGAUUAUGCAGGUUAGGCUCAUGGUACACAGUCAUUGAUAUCACUGAUAAUUACGCCAUCCGCCAUCUACAAUGCCUAUGAAAUUAAGGUAUGGACCCACUGCUCACCAAUGUACCUCUUGCUAUCCUACUCUUUUGGGAUUUGAUUCCUUUUGUGCACUGGCUCCUUUUGUUCCUUAUAUAGGUUACUGACAGCAUAACUAGAUUAUCAAUUGUCCUUUAUAUUUAUUUAUGCCUCCAUGCCUAUAUGUAAUAGUGCUAGUUCUACAGAAUAUCCUUAUAAGCCAUAUAGUACCACUAUCUCUGAUGCAAUCUUAUCUCAUCCAUACUUACCUAGUUCUAUUUUUUGGACUUCACAGACUUCUAUUUUCAGUCUCUCAAUCACCAUCGCCUGAAGUGAUUCUACCAUCCUAUUCCUCAGUAUUAUUAUCAAAUUUUAUACUCCUUAUUACUACUGCUGCUAUGUCAUAAUUUCUUACGUCUUCAGCAAUCCGAAAUUAAUAAAAAUUUAUUGAUAAUCUUGUACCUUAUUGUUUAUCAUAAUUAUGUACCCAAUUAUUUAUAUUGUCAUGUUCUUUUGUCCAGGCCGUGAACAAGGUCUAUGUUGGAUCGAAACGUUGGCCAGUGACUAUUUAUGUGGAUGGAUUAAAAUAAUGAAAUAAAAAUAAUGAAAUAAAUAAGAAAUCUGUUACAAAAUUUGUUCACAGUGCUAUCCGUGGUAUCCUAUCAAUACUGUUACCCCCUUUACCACUGUUACCCCCUUUACCACUGAGCUCCGCCUAUCUCCUAGAGGAGUGCCGUUCAAUUCUUUUGUUCACAUGAUUCCCUUAGACUUUAUAUAACUGUGUCAAACAUAUUGUUACCAUUUGUUAAUAAAUAUCUGCAUUUUGG